This is a messenger RNA of Cryptomeria japonica (Japanese cedar), 4225 nucleotides long. RefSeq names its product DNA-directed RNA polymerase III subunit 2. The record is from RefSeq and is a predicted model, not a curated record. NCBI's taxonomy places the organism in Eukaryota, Viridiplantae, Streptophyta, Pinopsida, Cupressales, Cupressaceae. Gene Ontology annotation, biological process: DNA-templated transcription. The transcript is spliced from 40 exons. Gene Ontology annotation, molecular function: DNA-directed RNA polymerase activity; DNA binding; ribonucleoside binding. Bases 470 to 3931 code for a protein of 1153 amino acids. Gene Ontology annotation, cellular component: RNA polymerase III complex.
AGAAGCAAAUACAAACCUUGCAAUGGUAAUAAGGGCAAAGUUGAGCUACUAAUGCAGCUUCCCUCUUAAACCUCAUUGCAACUGCGUUUCAACUUUUUUCUUCUCGCGUCUUCCUCCGUUUCCACGACCGUCCAAGGAGAUUGAAAAAAAUUCUGAACAUCGAUCAGGUUACUCUGAAAAGAUCAAUAAGCCUCGAAGUAAUCCUGGACUUCCAACGCUGAUAUUUUCUUCAUUGAUAUCUUCCACAACGGGGUGAGACGGUGGGUGCGAGUUUCAGGUCCGUUGAUAGGUGACCAGCGUGCCUCAAGGAAUUCACGGGUUUGGAGCAAAGGAAGACAUAAUGAAGACAGUCAGACCACAGAUACACAUUGAAAGUACCAGGUGGAGGCAAUAGCAAUCUGAAGACAACCAGGACUUGCAAGUUUGGUUUCUUUGAAGAAGUAAUUGUCUUUUGGAAUUGCAGAUUGCGAUGGGUCAGCACAAUGAAUGGUUUGGCUCUAAAAAUAUAGAAGCUCCUGUUAAGACGGCAGUUGACAAAUUUCAGCUACUUCCAGAAUUUCUUAAGGUUAGGGGACUUGUGAAACAGCACAUCGAUUCUUUUAACUACUUCAUCAACUGUGAGAUUAAGAAGAUUAUUCAUGCAAAAGCCAAUGAAAAAAUAACCAGUGAUGUUAAUCCUAAUUUUUAUCUCAAGUAUAUAGACAUAUAUGUGGGUAUGCCUUGUGUGGAGCAAGACUACAUUUUCGAGGACAUUGCACCCCACAAAUGUCGCUUGAGGGAUAUUACAUAUGCUGCGCCAAUCAAUGUUGACAUAGAAUACACUAGAGGACAAGAGAUUGUUCAGAGAAAGGGGAAGCAAGGGCAGGGAGCUCUUACAAUUGGAAGAAUGCCUAUAAUGCUUAGAAGUAGCCGUUGUGUGCUUACAGGCAAAAAUGAGGCUGAACUUGCAAAACUAGGUGAAUGUCCUCUUGAUCCAGGAGGUUAUUUUAUUAUUAGGGGAACAGAGAAGGUCAUUUUAAUUCAGGAGCAACUCUCAAAGAACCGAAUAAUAAUUGAUACCGAUAGUAGUGGCAGUGUUACAGCAUCUGUAACCAGCAGCACGCAUGAAAGGAAAAGUAAGACAAACAUUGUUGUAAAGCAUGAGAGAAUAUAUUUAAAGCUUAACACCUUCUCUGAAGAUGUUCCCAUUGUGGUUGUUUUAAAAGCAAUGGGCAUGGAAAGUGAUCAAGAAAUUGUACAGAUGGUUGGAAGGGAUCCUAGAUUUGCAGGCAUACUUGCCCCAUCAUUGCAGGAGUGUGCUUCUCUUGGGAUUUUUACACGGGAGCAAGCAUUGGAGUAUCUUGGAACAAAGGUGAAAUUAAUGAGACCAUCUUGGGCAAAGUCGGAACGAUCAAAGGUUGACGAAGCUCGGGAUAUUCUUCUUAAUGUUUUUAUUGCCAAUGUGCCGGUGUAUCAAUAUGAUUUUCGACCAAAAUGCAUCUAUGUGGCGGUCAUGUUAAGACGAAUGUUGGAAGCCAUGAUUAAUUCAGAUGCGAUUGAUGAUAAGGAUUAUGUGGGUAAUAAACGAUUAGAGCUUGCAGGUCAGCUAUUGUCUUUGCUUUUUGAGGAUUUGUUUAAACGAAUGAACUCGGAGAUCAAAAGACAGGUCGAUGCUACCUUUGCAAAGCAGAAUGUCUCUACCAAAUUUGAUGUUGCAAAGGUCAUGCGGGGGGACAUUCUUACUAUGGGAUUAGAGCAUGCAAUUUCCAGUGGAAACUGGACUGUAAAGCGGUUUCGAAUGGAAAGAAAGGGUGUUACACAGGUUGUUUCAAGGCUAUCGUUCAUAGCAGCAUUGGGGCAUAUGACACGAAUUUCAUCCCAGUUUGAAAAGACAAGAAAAGUUAGCGGCCCAAGGGCUUUACAGCCAAGCCAGUGGGGCAUGCUGUGCCCAUGUGAUACCCCAGAGGGAGAAGCUUGUGGACUUGUCAAAAAUCUUGCAUUAAUGACUCAUGUCACAACUGAUGAGGAAGAGGGCCCACUAAUUUCACUGUGCCGUACUUUAGGAGUUGAAGAUUUGAGUUUGCUUUCUGGUGAAGAACUCCAUUCACCCAAGACAUUUUUAGUUAUUUUCAAUGGGCUCAUUCUUGGAGUACAUAGGCGGCCACAGCGUUUCGCGGUAUUUCUAAGAAAGUUACGCCGAGCUGGUAAAAUUGGAGAAUUUGUGAGCGUUUUUGUGAAUGAGAAGCAGCGCUGUGUAUAUGUUGCUUCAGAUGGUGGUCGUGUUUGUCGGCCAUUGGUGAUUGCAGAUAAAGGAGUCUCUAGAGUGAAAGAACAUCACAUGAAAGAAUUGAGGGAUGGCUUUCGAACAUUUGAUGACUUCUUGCGGGAAGGCUUGGUGGAGUAUCUUGAUGUUAAUGAAGAGAACAAUGCACAGGUUGCACUUUAUGAAGGAGAAUCAACACCUUUGACUACUCAUAUAGAAAUUGAGCCUUUCACAAUUUUGGGUGUUUGUGCUGGACUUAUACCUUUUCCUCACCACAAUCAAUCACCAAGGAAUACAUAUCAGUGUGCAAUGGGAAAGCAAGCAAUGGGAAACAUAGCUUACAAUCAAUUAUGCAGAAUAGACACUCUGCUCUACCUGUUGGUGUACCCUCAGCGACCUCUUCUGACAACAAAGACAAUUGAACUGAUUCAAUAUGACAAACUUGGAGCAGGGCAGAAUGCAACAGUGGCUGUGAUGAGUUACAGUGGCUAUGAUAUUGAGGAUGCCAUUGUUAUGAACAAAUCUUCUCUUGAUCGUGGAUUUGGACGUUGUAUUGUGCUGAAAAAGUCUUCAGCUGUCAUUAAGAAGUAUGUGAAUCGUACUCAAGAUAGGAUAGUUGGACCUAGGAUGAUAGCGAAUGGGAAAGGUGGUUAUGUUGUUGAUUCUCGGUGUCAGAUCUUGGAUGCUGAUGGUAUUGCUGCUCCAGGUGAAAUUAUAAGACCUGCUGAUGUGUACAUAAAUAAGGAGAGUCCUAUAAGUAUUAAGGAAGAAGUGAAAAAUCCAAUGGCAUUGCCAAACAGUGCAUACAAAUCUACUCGUCAGACUUACAAAGGACCCCCAGGGGAAUCUGGAGUUGUAGACAAAGUGUUGCUAACAUCUAAUGAAGAAAAAACACUUACCAUAAAAUUUCUGUUUCGACACACUCGUAGGCCUGAGGUGGGUGACAAAUUUAGCAGUAGACAUGGGCAGAAAGGUGUCUGUGGGACUAUUGUUCAGCAGGAAGACUUCCCAUUUAGUGAACGGGGUAUUUGUCCAGAUUUGAUUAUGAAUCCCCAUGGUUUUCCAAGUCGAAUGACAAUUGGGAAAAUGAUUGAAUUGCUUGGUGGUAAAGCUGGUGUUUUGUCUGGGAAAUAUCAUUAUGGUAGUGCUUUUGGAGAGCCUAGUGGUCAUGCUGACAGAGUUGAAGCUAUCAGUGAUACCCUUGUGAAGCAUGGAUUUAGCUAUAGUGGUAAAGAUUUUAUCUAUUCAGGUAUCACAGGCUAUCCACUGCAAGCAUAUAUAUUUAUGGGACCAAUUUAUUAUCAAAAGCUGAAGCACAUGGUUCUAGAUAAGAUGCAUGCUAGAGCGAGAGGACCAAGGGUGGCAUUGACCCGACAACCCACUGAGGGAAGAAGUCGUGAAGGAGGAUUGAGAUUAGGAGAAAUGGAGCGUGAUUGUUUAAUUGCUUAUGGUGCAAGUAUGAUGAUAUUGGAACGAUUGAUGAUAUCAAGUGACCAGUUUGAAGUACAGGUUUGUACUAAAUGUGGUUUGCUCGGGCACUAUAAUCACAAACUGAAGAUGAACUACUGCUCUAUGUGCAAAAAUGGUGAAAACAUUUCUACAAUGAAAUUGCCUUAUGCUUGCAAACUUCUUUUUCAGGAGUUGCAAUCAAUGAACAUUGUGCCUAAGUUGCAGUUAGCAGAAGCAUGAAUUAAUGGAAGAGUCACUACCAUGAAAUUUUGAUGACAGUGAAAAGUUACCAUAUAUGUCUCAAGAUUUACAUUUGUAGUAGUGUACCAUGUAAAAGAGUACUGCGAUUCAGUUUUUCAUAUUUUCCUGUCACUAAUUUAAAGAGAGCAUAUGCAUGCUUAGAGCUUCGUCUAAUUAUUUAUUCAAGGAAGAUCGUGAGCAACUGAGAGUGUUAUGUAAAUUUGUAAAUUGUCAAUUUUCAUGUGUGAAAUAAGAUAUUUUAUUUAAGGAAGAUCUUGAGCAAUUAAGAGCGUA